AUGACAGGUUCGACGCCUCUGCAGCCGCUCGACUAUGCGUCCAUUCUCUCGCACUCAGCGCGAAACCGCAUGCCCUCUGCGAUCCGGUCGCUGUUCCCAGCCGAACUCAUCCCAGGGAUGGUUUCGCUGCUCUCCGGCAAGCCUAAUUCCGAGACCUUCCCGUUCCAACGCAUCCUGCUCGAACUCAAACCCACAAUCCACCCGGACGGCAAGACGGAAACGGUAGCGAUCGAGGGAUCGGACCUCGACAUUGCGCUGCAGUACUCUGCCACGAGUGGCCUCCCUAAACUCGUUGGCUGGAUCGAGGAGUUUCAAUCGCACGUGCACGCCCGUGCGCGAACCAAGCAGUCCAACAGCAGCAAGCCUGGUGAAGUUUGGCGCUGUUCGUUCGGAAACGGCAGCCAGGAUUUGCUCACAAAGACGUUCGAGGCGCUUGUCGAUGCGGGCGACUCGGUGGUGCUCGAAUCCCCCGCGUACUCUGGCAUCUUGCCCAGCCUCGUCGCGCACAACGCCAAGCUCUUCGAAGCCGAGACCGACUCCGAGGGCGUAGAACCCACAGCUCUCGACGCCCUCCUCACCCACUGGUCCUCCAACCCCGCUACAAGCGCUAGCCCCUUCCCGAAGUUCCUCUACACCACCCCGACGGGCGCUAACCCCUCCGGCACAUCUGCCUCCGACGACCGCAAACGCGCCGUCCUCGCCGUGGUCCGCAAACACAACCUGCUGCUGCUCGAAGACGACCCUUAUUACUUUUUGAGCUUCCAGGGCCUCACGCCCGAUGCUGACCCGGUGAAGCGGCAGAGAGGCAAGAGCUACUUCCAGCUCGAGGCGCAGGACGAGUACGCAGGCGGUGUCGGAAGGGUGCUCCGCUUUGACAGUUUCAGCAAGAUCCUCAGUGCUGGGUUGAGGCUGGGCUUUGUUACGGGCCCAAAGGAGAUUUUGGAUGCGAUCGAUCUGGAUACGAGCAGCAGGAAUCUGCAGACGAGCGGCACGAGUCAGGCUAUCGCGUAUGCGCUGCUGAGCAAGUGGGGGAUCGACGGGUUCCUGAGGCAUGCGGACAAUGUCGCUCGCUUCUAUCAGGACCGCCUGGAACGCUUCGAAUCGUCCGCGCGCUCGAUCCUCACUUCUUCCCCCAGCAUCGCCUCCUGGGUCCGCCCCACAGCCGGCAUGUUCCUUUGGAUCAAACUCAAACUCCCGCCCUCCCCCUCCAGCGCAGAAGGCGACUCGUUCGAUCUGAUCAGCGACAAAGCCAAAUCUGCCGGCGUCCUCGCUCUGCCCGGCGUAGCCUUCAAACCGCCCUCGACCACCGACGCAGACCGCAAAACAAGCGCCUACGUCCGCACAUCCUUCAGCCAAGUGCCCCUGGACCAGGUGGAUACAGCCUUCAGCCGCCUUCGCGGCGUCGUCGAAGAAGCCUGGCGCGAAGCUGGACUCGACAUCCCUGCCUAA
Sporisorium graminicola is the source of this 1449-nucleotide messenger RNA. RefSeq lists its product as uncharacterized. Gene Ontology annotation, molecular function: pyridoxal phosphate binding; transaminase activity. The coding region runs from base 1 to 1449 and encodes 482 amino acids. The record is from RefSeq and is a predicted model, not a curated record. The transcript is spliced from 2 exons. NCBI's taxonomy places the organism in Eukaryota, Fungi, Basidiomycota, Ustilaginomycetes, Ustilaginales, Ustilaginaceae. Gene Ontology annotation, biological process: biosynthetic process.